AUACAAUUUCUAAUGAUCUUCAUUUGUCUUUCGAUUUUUUCUUGUUCAAAUGACAAUUUUCACUCGACAAUCGAAAAAACUUAUUCGUGUCGAACCGUAGUACAUAUCGCGGAUCCCGUAGUAUGAUUAAAUAUCAGUUUUCCGUUUAUCAGGCCGAUGAUUCGAGAAAAUGGUCACAAUUUUUGUGCGCUUUUUCGGCUACAAUACUAGCAUUUGUUUGUGGCAUCACAUUCGGCUGGAGCAGUGUGGUAUCAGCAGAUCUGAAAAGUGAUAACCACCCAAGCUACGAUUUUCAAGUGAAUGAAGGGGAAUUAUCAUGGAUUGGAUCAUCUUUAACAUUAAGUGCUGCAUUCACUUGUGUACCAUCGGGCUACCUUAUUUACUGGAUCGGACGAAAAUGGAGUCUGUUGUUGUUAACGCUUCCACUACUUGCCGGAUGGGCUCUGAUUCUAUUUGCUAAAACCGCGCUAAUGAUCAUUUUCGGACGUGUUGUCUUAGGCAUUGCUGUCGGCGGUACAUUCGUCAUUGCUCCAGUGUACAUUGGUGAAAUUGCCCAAAGUGAAAUACGUGGAACGCUGGGCACUAUGUUCCAAUUGCUAGUCACCAUCGGCAUUUUAUUCGUUUACACGCUGGGUGCUUUCGUUGACGUCAAGAGCUUGACUUUCAUUUGUCUCGUUACGCCGAUCAUUUUUGCCGCAGUUUUCGCUUGGAUGCCUGAGUCACCAACGUAUUUGGUCAACCGGGGCAAAUUGGAAGAGGCCGAGAAAAAUUUCGGAUUUUUGCGAGGAUGGAAGCACGACAAUCACUCUGAAAUCGAACGUUUGAAGUAUGAAGAAGAGCAGCGACAAAUAGUCAAUCAAAAUCAGUCGCUAAAGGUUUCGUUCAGUCGAAUUGAAGCCAGAAAGGCGCUGAUGAUCAUCAUCGGUCUGUACGUGUUCCAUCAGCUCUGUGGCAUAAAUGCGGUCAUCUUCAAUGCGACCGACAUUUUCAAAAAAGCCAAAACCGACAUCUCGCCAGAAGUGCAGACGAUUGUCAUCGGUCUGAUUCAAGUUUUGAUGACACUGUUGUCGGUGUUUGUGGCCGACAAAUGGGGACGUAAAGUGUUGCUCUUUCUAUCGCAAAUUGUGAUGGCCGUCACAACGCUCUUCAUGGGCAUCUAUUUUUUCAUACAACAGAACAACGAAGUAAUGGCUGAAAGUUUAUUAUGGUUGCCGAUGACGUCAUUGGGUCUAUUCAUUGUCGGAUACGGCAUCGGACAGGGACCGUUGGUACAUACAAUGAUCGGCGAAAUUUGCGCACCCGAUAUUAAAGGAUUUGCCAUUGGAGUCGCUAUGUCCCUGAAUUGGUUUCUAGCCUUCUGCAUAACGAAAUUUUUCAGCGGCUUACAGACCACUCUGGGCAUCCAUUCAACAUUUUGGAUUUUCUCCGGAUUUUCGUUUUUGGGAGCGGCGUUUGUAUGUUUAUGUGUGCCGGAAACGAAGGGAAAGUCGUUGAAUGCCAUCCAGAGAAUGUUGGCGGGAGUCAAAGAACCACAAACCGACGAUGUUGAACAGGAAACUGAGAAAAAUACAUGAGGUACUGAAACAUCGAUUUAUUGUGGUAGGUUGGAGCGAAAUAAAACGAUUUUAUGUGGCAAGAAUUCUCGAUCUCGGUCCGUUGUGGAACAUUGUUCAAUCAUGUAACUAUUUUCAAGUUAAAGGUCUAACGUUAGCCGUCGGUUAGCCUGUCUUAGAUUCAUUAUGUUAAGAUGGCCUGUAUGUUAAAUACUAAAUAAAAACAUAGCUAACGGCGACCCGUACGAAA
Molecule: messenger RNA, 1803 nt
Organism: Bradysia coprophila
Lineage: Eukaryota; Metazoa; Arthropoda; Insecta; Diptera; Sciaridae
Product: facilitated trehalose transporter Tret1-2 homolog
Biological process (GO): transmembrane transport; carbohydrate transport
Cellular component (GO): membrane
Molecular function (GO): sugar transmembrane transporter activity
Source: RefSeq, a predicted model, not a curated record